AGUGUGUAUUUAAUCCCACAGAAACGUAUAUAAAUGUUCUGUAUUUCAGAGUACAGCUAGACGUUAGGAUAUAAGACUCUGUAUUAGGAAUAUAACAGAAUAGAACCGAACGGAUUAUUGGAUAAUAAGGAAAUAAAUUUUACGUAUAGAAGAUAGAAAAGAAACGUGAGAAAUAUGGAAAACGACGCACUAACAGCGGGGGAAGAUAAACAUAUGGCUGGUGAAGAAAAACAAGUAUCAUUGUGCAUACGUUUUUUAAGGAAAGUUAGAAGUGUGUUCUUGAACAACUUACUGUUAUUUUCAACUUUGAUUGGCGUAGCUUUUGGCUUUUUGGUUGGAUUUGCAGUGAGAAUUUCUCAGCCGUCAGAAAACGCUCUCAUGUGGCUUGGAUUGCCUGGUCAGUUGUAUCUACGUUUGCUGAAAAUGAUGAUAGUACCUUUAAUCGCGUGCAGUGUUAUAUGUGGCGCUGCUGCCCUUGACCCAAAAGCCAAUGGGAAGAUUAGUUUUAUAGCAUUUGUGUUCAUUAUUUCCACCAAUGCACUCGGCUCCGCCCUGGGAAUCGGCUCCGUUUAUAUGUUUAAUCCAGGUAAAGAUGAAAUCCACGAGCAAGAUUCUGUUAUAGAAGGAACUAUGCAAACCCAGGAUAUCCUGGCUGAUCUGAUCAGAAAUAUCAUUCCAGAAAAUCUCUUUGAAUCAACAUUUUCACAGACUCAAACGAUGUAUAAUGUAAAAGAUAAAAUAAUUGAAGUUAAUACAACGACUGGUAUGAAGAAUGAAACAGUGAAACAUGUCUCUAAAUAUCUCGGCAAAAUGGGCAAUCCCAACAUCAUUGGUUUGAUAUUUGCAUGUACAUUACUUGGUCUAGCUGCAGCAAGUUUGAAGAAGAAAGGGCAACCAUUUCUUGACUUUAUACAGUCUGUAUCUGACACAGUUAUCGUGGUUGUCCGCUGGUUUAUGUGGACAACACCUAUUGGUGUUAUAAGUCUGAUUGCCGUGUCAAUAGCUAGUAUAGACAGCGUGGAAGAAGUUUUUGCUCAAUUAGGACUCUUCAUUGUGGCAAUCACUGUUGGUAUAACCUUCCAGCAGCUGAUUCUAAUGGCGGGAAUUUUCUUUGCAUUCACUCGCAAGAAUCCAUACAGUUAUCUUAUCUCUAUAGCAAGACCUUGGAUGAUUGCCUUUGCUGCAACAAGCACUGCCGUUGCUAUUCCGGAGAUGAUGGCGGCUUGUGAAGAUAAAAACAAGAUUGAUAAAAGAAUAUCUCGUUUUGUUAUACCGUUCAGUGUAACCAUCAGUUGUAACGGAAGUGCUCUCUAUAUAUCCGGGGCCACUGUUUUUAUAGCUAACUUAACCAAUACCAGUCUGACAAUCGGAGAUGUUCUCCUUAUAUGGUUAUUAGUGACAGUGGCUGCAAUGGCUAUACCAUCAGUACCAAGUGCAAGUAUAAUGACUACCAUCAUGAUCCUAUCGUCCAUGAACAUACCUAUGGAUGAUAUAGCUCUACUGUUGGCAGUAGAAUGGUACCUGGACCGAAUUCGUUCUACAAGUAGCGUUGUGAGUCAUACAUUUUGCACAGCUGUCGUGUAUAGUUUGUGCAAGAAAGAUUUAGCUGAGAUAGAUAGAAAACAUGUUGAGAAUGGUGAUGAUCUUGAUGAUGAUGAUGAUGACAAAGAGAUGGAAAUUAUUGUGGAGAAUGGUAAAGUUACAAAUGGGUACUUACAUCAUAAUGGUGUGAACGAGAAAGAGUCAGUUAUAUAAAUGCUAAUUUCAAAGCAUUUUGGACCAAGAGACAGUUUUCAAAAGGGAGGGCUUGAAGGCGGACACAAUUAGCAGAUGUUCAAAGACAUAUUAAAACACACAUCAAUUGUUCAUGUUUGUGAUUAAUUCAGCUUAAGGCGGUGCUGGGGGGAGGCAGACUGCAGCUUGCAUUUUCUCACUGUUUUCAUACAUUUGGUGUUUGGAAUGCUUAAUAGAAUAGAUACUAUGUUUCUAUUUUGUAAAGGGGUUCAACCAUAUACUGUUUUAUAUCAGAACCAUAAGGAAACUAAACUUUUGCUGAGGAAAACAACUAAAAAGUAUUAUUGCCCAUGAAUGGGAUGCCGGGGCUUCGUUUCUGACAUGGAAAAGAACCAAAUAAGUGAUAUAUAAUAUUUUUGUUCUUUUUACUUUGGUCUAUGGAAUCUCUUUGCCAAUUUUGUUGAUUUAAAUGAACGUGAUAAUUCUAUUAAUAGAUCUGAAGAAUGGGAAAAUAGUAUAAAGCAAUUUUGUGAUCUUAAUUUUGUGUAAUCUAUUGAUUUAGUUUCAUUAUUUAAAAUGAAUAAUAUUAUUAUAUAAUAAUGAUUCAUUGAUUAGAAUAUGUAUGUAAUGUACUUUAUAAAACAAAAUCUCAACGUUUGAAUCUCAGUUAUAAACGUAGUCUUGCACAAUUUUGUGCGUACAAAAAUGACAACAGCACAUAUGUUUUUAUUAUAUAUGUUGUAGUAGCGCAAAAUACAUUUCGUUAUUAUCAUUAUAAUUUAUUGUCAUCUACGGUUUGUAGUUAUUUUAUUUAUUUAAUGAAUUGUAUGAAUGUUACUUUGCUCAAUUUGCUGUAAGUAUCGCUGUUAAGUUUAUUUACAUGUAUAUUAUAUAUUUAUAAUUCAUAGCAUCUCUAUUUUGACAGAGAAACAGUUUACAAGUAUGUCAUAGGAAUAAAUAUUUUAUUGCUAAUACUUGCUAUUGGGAGUUUUUUUCCCGUUAUUAAAUUGUAAGUGUAUGUUAGCGGAUUUUUUUAUCCUUACGUUCAAGGUAAAAGUUCACAUUCUUUAUACGUACUCUUAUAAUUAUGGUUGGAGAGGGUUUUAAAAGUAAUACCUAUUUUAUGGCUGGAGCAAAGUUUCCAAUAUCACAUAGUUUUAUUAUAGGUAUUUAGUAGAUAGUAUGGACAUCUUCAAUCAUUACUUUUUUAUAUAGUAUAUGUAAAGUAAAAUUUAAAACCGAUGUAAUCAUGGUACUAAAUGCUGAGACAAAGCAAGUAAGAUCGCGAAUAACAUUUAUUUAUUUACCCUUAUAUAUACACACACAUAUAUUUACAUGUACAUGUAUAUUUGAAUUGUCUUAUUUUAUGUUAUUUUAUUUCAUGCCUUUCAUGAAAUAUUUAUUUUCAUACCACUCGAUGAAAAUGAAUUCUGUAUUUAUAGAAAAAACAUAAAUAUCAUCUAUAUGUCAUUUUGUUUGCGUCACACAUCAUUGAGUCAUUCACCCCGUUUUAGGGGUGAAAUGUUACACAUUCAUUUAAGAAAUUCAAAAGGUUAAGGGUUAAAGUUUCUUCGUAACAACAAAAGUCCUUGUUAAAUUCGAGGCAGGACAAGAUCUCAUUGCAUACGUCCAGCACGGUUAUGGCCAUAAAACGACGCUUUACAUCAUCCUACUCUUGACAUUGAAGUUAACAAGUGUACCAAUGAACUUUGUAAAUUUCGUGUGCAGUUGAUAAAAUAUGCAAUGAUUUUCGCUUUUGUAAAAUAAACAUUUUAUAGUUACAAAAUUUCCCGAAGUUGAGAAAUUACAGUUGAAAUAAUAACAUGAGGAAUUUAAAUUGGCCCUUUCCUGAAGUACUAGUCAACCAUUUCAUGACAUUGGAUAUUUCAAACAGAAUUAUUGCAUUACAUAGCUUACAAUAUGAAAAUAAUGCAUUUUCUGGAUCUUGUAAUUUAUAUGAUCUAGAUCAACAUGACAUUAGAACAUGUUUACAUAGGAAUUACACAUACAUUAAGCAUAUGUAUUCAUUAGUUCAGUAAUAAAUUUAAGAAAUGUACAGUAUACAUGUAAAUCAUGUACAUCGAAUAUGAACAUAUAAAUAAACAUUUAUAUAAAAUAGAUGAUACAUGACUCAUCACAUGACCAUAGAUAUUUAUUUCUAAUGUUUAUUUAUUUAUUACUCUUAUUGAACAUGUGUAAAAUGUAGACAUCUACAUAUCACUUAUUGUAAAAUAAAACUGUUAUUUCGUGUU
Molecule: messenger RNA, 3986 nt
Organism: Ruditapes philippinarum (Manila clam)
Lineage: Eukaryota; Metazoa; Mollusca; Bivalvia; Venerida; Veneridae
Product: excitatory amino acid transporter-like
Exons: 10
Coding region: 175-1755 (526 amino acids)
Biological process (GO): L-glutamate transmembrane transport
Cellular component (GO): plasma membrane
Molecular function (GO): L-glutamate transmembrane transporter activity; glutamate:sodium symporter activity; neutral L-amino acid transmembrane transporter activity
Source: RefSeq, a predicted model, not a curated record